CAAAGGUUGCCAUCUACAAUCUUGACAAAUGGUCCAGACUUCCUUCUCCUUGCCACUGACCUUUCUCACUCUUGGAACCAGUACAACAACUUCUUCUUUUCCCUUUUUAUCUCAUGCCCAUGCCAUGCCGUUUUGUUUUUGCCAUCGAUAUAUGAACAUAUUUCUUUUUGUUGAUUAAUGGUACCAGUACGGAGUACGAGCUACCCGUAUAUACAGAGACUCCACUGCACGGUACAGUACACUGGGGUGGAAUAACGAGGUUUUCUCAGGGUACGACUACGAACAGAAUUGACAAGGCGCACUACCGUGUAUCCAUUACAAUUCAAGCAACACGCAACACGCAAUCGUCGGACCAGCCAGGUCGCUACCCAAGGAAAAACUACAGUGCCAAAAAUGACCCAAACAACUCCGCAGUCGGCCGAAGCCAACACAGAUUCAGCCUCGCGAGAGGAUGGGGUGGAUCUGACCGACCAAGCUGUCCAAGUUAGGUUUCAAGACCAAGCGGCUAACAGUACCUCGAGCUUGAAGACCCUGCAAGGACAUGUAGCCGCGGCGGCGGAAGACGGGGUCAAUGGUGCGUCCGAAGAGGCUCAAUCGAAAUUGGACGAGGCCGAAGCAGAUCGCCCUGCCCCACCACCCAGAUUGGCCUCAUCGCGGCGCGAGGGCAGCUAUGCGGCCAGCGCGAACAACGACCUGUCGAACAUGAGAACCCUCGACCCCGAAAAGACGAACAACGCCCUCCCCAGGUUGAAGAAGAAGGAAACAAAGCUGGCUCAAAAGAAGGCGCACCCAUGGCAACACCUCGGCAUCACCCUGGGUCUGCCGAUGAUCCUCCUUUUCGACCUGGUCGUCCCCUGCAUCAUCUACUACACCUGGUACCACAGUCACAGGCACGACAGAAAUCGACAAUGCCGUGAACAAUACCCCGACCGACAGCCAUGUCCGUUGCCCAAGGUGGAAUUCGACGACAACGUCCUCGGUAGUGCCAUCGCUUCGUUCGGUGUCGGUGAGCUUUGGAUUCUGCUCGCUCGGGCAUGGCGACUGUUCAUGCACCGCGAAGACUGUGCUCCUUUACUUUCCCGGAGUCGUUGGGAGCUCGACGCAACGUCGUGGGUCUACGCCGUGGCCUUGAUCACCUCGCUCAUCCCUUUUGUCGUGGCUAGCAGUCUGGAGAUUCCCGAGCUGUAUCUUUACUCACCGGCUUUCCUGAUGACCUUCCUCGGAUGUCUCAUGUUGAUCACCACCGUCUACCCGUUCAAGCUUCCCAUCGGCAUCAACUCACAACCUCGAGGCACGGGACUGCGGCCUUUUAUCUAUUACGCCGCCGAAGACUUUAUUGCCGUCGACGGCCUGCAGGAUCGGGAAUUCCGCGUCCGAUAUAACGACCGUUAUGAAUCCAACAAAGCGUUCCGAAAAUUGUUUGUGUACCUGACCUUGUUUUGGAUGUUGGGAAUUUGCAUUUAUAUUGGAUGUUUAUCAGCCAUCAUUUGGACGUUGCCCUUCCACAUCGCCUUUGGACUAAGUCUGGGCGUGUUGUUUGCUUGGAUUGCCGUGUGGGCGGUCGCGACAUUCGUGUGGGUGAAGUAUGAGAUUGAGAGGGAGCAUAAAGCCUACGAGGCUGAGGCGGAGUCCAUAGAGGAAUAAAUUGCUACGUGUGACAAGGUGGAAGCAGGCGUUUUGGGUGUUGUUUGUUGACAUACUCACAUACCCUAGAUGACUAUGUAUUAUCAGCGUUGCUAAUGCACCAAAAGUAAUAAUACAGACCAAGACUGUCACGUCAUGUUCAUAUGUCAACGGUUGUGUUGAUUUUUUAUCUCAUUGCUGUCCGGGAAAACGUCUUGUCAUGUCUUGGGAGUAGGAUGGAUUGUUCAUUAGUAUAAGAACCUAGCAGGGAAAGAGAUAAGUCGGCGAC
This is a messenger RNA of Exophiala oligosperma, 1912 nucleotides long. RefSeq lists its product as uncharacterized. The record is from RefSeq and is a predicted model, not a curated record. NCBI's taxonomy places the organism in Eukaryota, Fungi, Ascomycota, Eurotiomycetes, Chaetothyriales, Herpotrichiellaceae. The transcript has a single exon. The coding region runs from base 394 to 1644 and encodes 416 amino acids.